ACUGCAAUAAAAAUUUUUUAUUACAAAUAUGAGUUUAUUGUGAUACAACACAACCAUAAAAAAUGUUUUAAAAAUAAGGAAGUUACCACACUGCGAGUUACUAGAGCUCCAUUUCCUAUACUGUACCACUGACAGCCAUUUUGUAAAAUUUACUUCCCGUCGUGGGCGUGGUCACGCGUGACAUACAUUAGGGAACUGAAUGAAAUGUCAGACAGUUGUGCUUCCAAUGAUUUUUCUGAUGAAGGGAGUUCUGCAAGUGAAGAAGAAAGGACAGAUGGUUCAGCUAAUGGAAUUGAACCUUUUAUGUAUGAGCCAGAGGCUACAGAAAGUUCAUCUGGUACAGAUGACUCUGAUGAUGACUCUGACCCUGAAGGCAGACUGGGCAACACAAAUUGGUGUCAAUGUGGCCAUUGCAUCCCCAUGCCAACUGUUAGAGAGUGUUGUUGUUGCUUGGACAUAUCACAAGUUGUCACUAAAAUGAAUGAGCCAACAGUCACUGUAAAUUGCAUAACAACGCAUCCAGGAUUCCACAAUGUUUGUCUUGACAUGUGGGUUCUCCAAGCAGCUUACUAUGUGUACAGACAACAAUAUUCUGCUCAUACUCAUCAAGGACAUAUUCAUGAGUAAGUUAUACAUAAAAUGAACUUUACACACUGUCGCAUGCAAUUUUCUUUUUUUAUUAUAGUUAAC
Amphimedon queenslandica is the source of this 690-nucleotide messenger RNA. RefSeq lists its product as uncharacterized. The record is from RefSeq and is a predicted model, not a curated record. NCBI's taxonomy places the organism in Eukaryota, Metazoa, Porifera, Demospongiae, Haplosclerida, Niphatidae. The transcript is spliced from 2 exons. The coding region runs from base 205 to 627 and encodes 140 amino acids.